CUCUCUGAACAAGUUGUGCAGCAAAAUCAAUGGGAAGGCCAGAACCAGAAGCUUCAAUUCGACAUUUCAGCCAUCCACAUCCAUUGUUCUACUCAUCUCACAAUCCACAAGACAACUCUUCUUCUUCUUGCGUGGCUUGCAAGCUAAAACUCAUGACCCUUCCUUCAUACACUUGUAAACCAUGCAACUUCCACAUCCACCUAAAAUGUUCCAAACUACCUCAAAAAAUCAGACACCCUUUCGACAAAAACCAUCUCCUGUCUCUAAUCUCUUCUCCCAAAUACCAAGAAGGGAAGUUCCGCUGUGACGCAUGCGGAGAAAACGGUGACGGAUUUUCUUACCACUGCGGAGACUGUGGAAUAGAUCUUCACACGGUUUGUGCCAACAUGCCUACUCGUGUCACACACCAGUUUCACCCUCAUCACCAGCUUUCUUUAACGUUUUCCUUGAUGUCUCCGGGCGGGUACGGAUCCGGAUCAAGAUCAAGAUCCGCUGCGGUGGCUAGCUUCCGCUGCAGUGUAUGCCAAAAACCCGGGUCUAACUCGUGGCUCUAUAGCUGCAAAGAAUGUGGUGGAUUUGAUGCUCAUUUGUUGUGUGCUAAAAGGAAACCAGCCAAUCCAACCGCAGUUCCUAGUCCAGUUAUUAAUAAUCCUUAUCCUCCGGUGAUGCCAACACUGAGUCCUAUCAUUAGACCUAUGAUUAAUGAGAUGAUUAAUAACCUUGUAACCAAUACGCCCCAAAGUCCAAGCCAAGUUUCUCAGCUUCUUGAUUUGCUCGGACCAUCUGGACUGGGAGGUGAAUUCGGUUCUUCUUCAUCUUCCGGUUAUCUAGGGUUUGACCCAGCUGUUAACCAACCAUUUGGACUGGGAGGUGGAUUCGGUUCUUCUUCAUCUUCCGGUUAUCUAGGAUUUGACCCGUCGCCUUUCUCAGCUGUUAACCAACCAUUUGGACUAGGAGGUGGAUUCGGUUCUUCUUCAUCUUCCGGUUAUCCAGGAUUUGACCCGUCAGUUUUCUCAGCUGUUAACCAGCCAUUUGGACUGGGAGGUGGAUUCGGUUCAUCUUUAUCUUCCGGUUAUCUAGGGUUUGACCCGUCGGUUUUAUCAUCUGUUGACCAACCAUUUAGACUGGGAGGUGGAUCCAAUUCUUCUUUAUCUUCCGGUUAUCUAGGGUUUGACCCGUCGGUUUUCCCAUCUGUUGACCCUUCAGUGUUUGCUGGAUUCGAUCCUUCCUUGCUUUCAACGUUGUUCUCAGGACUUGGUUUCUUAUAAAGAUUAUGAGUAUGCAGAUUAUCUUUGGAUUUUAUUUUGUCAUUUUGUGUUUAUUACAAUUACUUACUCAAUGUUCUAUCUGAUUACUAUGUUUAAGGGACUUAUAGUAUGUAUUUGAACACUUAAAGCCAAAAAUGGUAGUGUAUUUGAUCUUUUAACCCAAA
Messenger RNA from Eruca vesicaria subsp. sativa (arugula), 1432 nucleotides. Lineage: Eukaryota; Viridiplantae; Streptophyta; Magnoliopsida; Brassicales; Brassicaceae. The record is from the annotation of a GenBank genome assembly.